Dufourea novaeangliae is the source of this 973-nucleotide messenger RNA. Its product is annotated as fasciclin-3-like. Bases 1 to 867 code for a protein of 288 amino acids. The record is from RefSeq and is a predicted model, not a curated record. NCBI's taxonomy places the organism in Eukaryota, Metazoa, Arthropoda, Insecta, Hymenoptera, Halictidae. The transcript is spliced from 6 exons.
AUGAGAAGUGUCGCAAGAUAUCGAGAAGCGCGUCCAACACUGUCCGCGUUGCUUUUCAUCGUGCUCGCAGUUUUCGUGACCGGCGUUCGUGGACUUAGCAAUGUGUCCAUCGAUAUUCCAUUGGCUGUAGCAGCUGGCACAACCGUCAAUAUGAGCUGCAGAUACGAUCUACAGUCAGACACUUUGUACACGGUGAAAUGGUACAAGGGUCCUGAAUUUUUUCGAUACGUUCCCAAAGAGAUGCCACCGAUUGCUGUUUUCGGUGAAUUGGGUGCCAAAGUUGUUACAAAUCGAAGCGAUGCUCAUCACGUAGUUUUAAAGGAUGUACAGCCAAAUCAUACGGGCAAAUACCGCUGCGAGGUCUCCGGUGAUUCGCCAUCAUUUAAUACCGUACUCGUUUCUGGUUACAUGCACGUGGCCAGUCUUCCAAACGGCGAGCCUCAGGUAAGAGUCGAGAAAAAACGUUACGCUGUUGGCGACACUGUUCGUGGAAACUGCACUGUUCCUUCGGGAAACCCACCCGCGAAUGUGACGUGGACUGUCAAUGGAGUGCCGGUGAACGCCAGUUUCAUGAUGAAUGUGACGGACAAGCUUGGUGACAAUCAGCAAUUAAUGACUAUCGCAGGACUGGAUUUCGAGAUUAUACCAGAUAGUUUUAGUAAUAGCGGAUUACACGUUGUUUGUCACGCUAACGUGUUUCAUUUGUAUAAAAAACAGGCUGAUGUUCUUUUGAUCGAGGAACGCCCACGUUUGGCAUCUGUUCUGGGAACUCGAGAAUCUUCUUAUAUUGGUAGUGCAUCGAAAUAUAUGGAAGGAGGGUUCUACUUUAAUGUUGCAGUCACGUUGUUGCUGUGCAGUUUGAGAUAACAUCAAUGAACUAAUCAUUCAGAGUUUGUGGAUGUGACUGUGCUGAAAAGGAGAGGGAAAAUUGUUUGUAAAAUUUUGAAAUUAUUAAGUGCGACAAAGAAAGGAA